Messenger RNA from Durusdinium trenchii, 2904 nucleotides. Lineage: Eukaryota; Dinophyceae; Suessiales; Symbiodiniaceae. The record is from the annotation of a GenBank genome assembly.
AUGCGACCCAAGGAGCCAAGGACAAGAACGCAAAAGAACAAAGGUGGGGUGGCAGUUGACCCAGCUCGAACAGUACAAGCUGGGUGUGAAGUCCGAUGGCUUCCGCCGGGAACCAUGAAAGAGUACUGGAUGCAGUACAAACAGCAGGCUGACGGCCCUGGGGAUUGGCAGACUGCUGCCGGAGUGGCCCAAGCAUUCAAGAUUGGUCCGAAGGAGAGCAAAGCUGUCAGGGAGUUGUUCCUGAACGUGCCUCAUGAUAUCUGUACCAGAUUGGAGGAUGCUGUCAAACAGCGAGGUCUCACGCUUUUGCUCAAUCACGAUGCGAUUGGCAAUGGCUGCUUCAGCACUGGUUUCUCUUCAGGGACUGGAGCUGUAGAGCAUUGGCAUGACCACCUGACGAAUCUGUCCGACAAUUUGGAGUUGGUCAAUCUUUUCCUAGACCGGGUGAUCGGUGACCAUGACUCGACGGCGCCUGGCUUGAGGAAGGGGCUCUCCUACAAGGAUGCCGCGAAGAUUCACCAAGCUGCAGGCUGCUUCCUUUUUUUCUUGAAGAAGCUGAAGCAGAUAUGCCCAGAGGGGGAGUAUGCUGAGACUUCUCGAGGGUUGCGCAGCCAGUUCAUGUCUGGAUUCCUGGAUGCUGAUUUGGUGACCACUCUAGAAAGCCAAGUUCCAGCUGCAGCGGACAUCAUGGAGGUCAAAGCCUUCAGGCCGGUAGUGAUCCGUAUUGAGAAGGCUCAGACUGAGCAGAAGGAGCUUGCAGCCCAAAGUCUCGCCAAGGAAGUUGCCAAGGCAACCCUUGCUGAGGUUCAGGGGAUGUUCCGGAGAGACCUUGAGAUCUUGAAAGCCAAGCUGCCAGCCAAAGAUGAAGUUUCUGCAGAAAGUGCCCUCGACAUGAAGUAUUUGCGGGACCGGCAGAUUCCCGGUUUCGAGCAUGUAAGGAAAGGCCGAAAGUAUUCGGAGGAUUUCAUGAAGACCAAGUGUUGCCUGCUUGCCGUGGAUGACGACAUGCAAGCCGCGGGCACGAACGCUUUCUUGCAGUUUGUGGAGCCCAUGAGAGGCAUUCCAGGGACACUGUAUGCGGUCGCUUGCUUGGAUGUGACCGUGUUCCCAGCCAAUGCCGAGAGGGUGAAAUCUGCCUUCAACAUUCUCUCUUCAGUUUGUGCAAUGUCAAGUUCGCACUGUGGCUGGUUGAUGAUGCCAGUGCACCAGACCCAAACGAAUCAGCAGGCGCUCAUGAAGCACCGUCGAUCCGUCGAGGAUGCCUUGGUCAAGACAUCUAUCAACUUGACCAAUGAAGUGGCGAUUCUUUUCCAGAAGCCGGAUGGCGCACGAGAUGGCCGCCCCAUGCAGCAGCCUGCAAGAAUUGCAAUUCACAACAACUAUGUGCCGACCAGCCCUUUUCUGGAGAGUACAGCUUGUCAAGAUGCUCGCACUGGCCCAUGCCAGUUGAUCAAGAUUACCGACUUCAUUGGCUACGAUCCAGAGGCGCAACGCCCUGGAGCAUCAGCGCGUGUUGAGCAGAAGGGAAUAGUGGCGCAUCACAAGAUGAUUUCUGACUUGCUGAGCUUUGAGAUCAAAGAGGGGGACAGAGUGGUAUGGUUCGAUAUACUGCCCAACAGGCAAGCUGAGUUUGGCCGUGCUUGCCUUCAGACACUGUUGACAGGGGCCAGCCCCCAAGUCCACUACUUGGGGUUGGUGAAAGACAAGCACUACACUGAACUUCGCACUGCUUUUGAGAGUGAGAUCUACAAGAUGUGGGACUCCGAUGCGAACUUGUCCCCGCCCAAGACCAGGCCACCAACUGCUUCCAAAGCAUUGGAUCCCCAGACAUUGGGGCUUGAGCUGAUUCCCGUGGACAACGGCGUCCCAUUGUUUCCCACGGUGGUCUACGGCAAAUUCAAGGACGGGAGCCCUGAGAUGGAGGAGGUGAAGAAGAUGGAGCAACUUUUCAACGAGCAGUUCCCACGUCCAGAUCAGUCCAGCCGUCCUUCACCGAAUGCAUCUGGCAACCGAGCGACUGGCCAGUGUGACUUCAGCAUCGACGGUGGCGAGCGUCCAAGGAAUGUCAACAAGGUGUUGAAUCUGCCCACAGUUCCUGUCGCAGAGGUUCCUGCAGAGAGGCUUGGUACAUCGUUGGGCAAAGCCGGCAAACCUACAGUGGUGAUUGACAAGUCCCAUCACAUUUGGUUGCUCAACUCUGGAGAGGAGAGCCUUACAGUGACUCCGGGAGAACUGUUUGGCUUCGGCACCGGGCAGUACAGCAUUGUGAAUGACUGCGAAGAGGUUCUGCCACAUGCCAUUCCGUGGAUCGUCAAAAGUGAUUUGGAUAUCUUGGCCCAUGAGAAAGACCCGAAGCCGCUGUGUGUCUUUUUCCGACAGCUCGCCGUCGACAGCGGACUUGCCGAUAUCGAGCUGGAGUACCAUGUGCUUGUGCCCAAAGUCAUUCCUGCCCAGGACAGAGUGUGGGACGUUACGCGCCUCGCUUCCAAGAAGACUUGUGUCUACAAGCCCAGUGCUUUGGACGGCGACAGCGGCGGCCGUGACAACCUGCGCAGGGCCAUGCUGGGUGCAGUGUACAGCGGGGACUACCAGAAAGUCCCCCGCGGAAAUGGCCGUGUAUCGCUGAUUUGGGAGGUGCGCGUUCAGUCAGCCAAGGAAGUUGCUUUGUAUGAGUUUGUUUUGCUUUGUUUUUGGAGCCAGUUUGUUUGCCUUUGUUUUUGGAACUUGCUCGAAGCUCGUUUUGAGUCUUGCGCGUUCUGCAGGUGUCUUACACAUCUUCACCGCCGAAGUGCUUACCUACGAAGCCCAAGGUCUACCUUCUGGGCCAGGUUGAAUUGGGGCCUGGCACUGCUGUCAACUUGUCCGUGUGAGUUUCAAAUCAUGCGGAGCACUGUGCGAACUUGA